Molecule: messenger RNA, 1371 nt
Organism: Dracunculus medinensis (Guinea worm)
Lineage: Eukaryota; Metazoa; Nematoda; Chromadorea; Rhabditida; Dracunculidae
Source: the annotation of a GenBank genome assembly
AUGGAAAUGGUUGAAAUGAACAAUAAUAGUAUACCUAAUAGUUCAUCAUUGUGUGGAGGGACAAUACUGCAAGCGAUCGUUGAGAAGACACCAAUCAGACGGAGAAAUAUCGAAAAUGAACCGCAUUCAAGAAGAAAAACAAGUGGUAGCAGUGGUGAAUCGUUUGAUAAUAAUCGUGCAUUUUCGACAUAUUCAUGGUCCGAGGACUCACUUGAAAUGUCAAAUGCCAACUCUCAAAUUCUCGAUUUUUCACCAACCGAUUCUACCGUACCGAUGAAACUCAAUGAAGUAUAUGAUAUAAAUGUGCCUUAUAAGAUUACGUCGACGCAUGAUAACGACAUAGAUUCAACACAAUUUUCUCAAAAAACUGCUGAGAGUAAUGCUACAAUGGUUCCUGGAACAAAUCCAGGAUACGAUUUAAUAAAUAGUCCCGGAAGUUAUACAUCAAUCGAUUGUCCAAUGCCUAGUACAUCACAUUCGGUGAAUUCUUUCUUUCGUUUUUCACCGACUUCGUCGACUAAUAAAGAAUUAAUUCGCGAGUCGAUUGAUAGAGAACUCGAUGGCUUAGAUACAUGCCUACCAAAUUUGGAUUUUAAUAAGCUUGAAGAGAAAUUGGUUAUUGCUGCUAAAGAACGACAAAUUAUGGAACGAAAACUACUUGGUGAACAGGUGCGAAGAAGAUUGGCCUUACAAGUGGAUCAAUAUAUGGCUGGGCCUUCACCACGAAUUUUAACUCGACCUUCAAGGUCAAAUUUAGGUUUUCGCCUUCAAACAGCUAUGAAUCUUCAGGUUUGUUAUAUGAAUGAUCUAACAGAUGAUGAGAAUGAGGAUGAUGAUGAUGAGGUUGGUUUGGAUUCAUCCGAUGAUGAAUUACCUAAAUCGAAAUCGGCUCCAAAUCUAUGCUAUACUACUACCAUUCAAGAUGGCUCAAAUAUGAAUGCUACACAACUUCGGCAGAAAUCCGCUAUGGAAGGUAAUCCAAGAUUAUUACUCGAAGAAGAGACAAAAUUAAUGUUAUUGAAAGCAAAACAAGCAGCGAAAAUGCAAAUGGAAUUAGAGCGAUUGAAUACGCAUCGAGCAAUCUAUUGUGGGAAUCAUCGAAAAUUUUUCAGGAUACAACUUACGAAAAUGUCUUGCAAGCAACUGAGAGAAAUAUCAUCGCAAUUAAAUGCUAGAAUCGAAGAGGAGAACGCUGAAUUAGUGCGAUUAUUAGUGGAAAAAGAUUCGUUACAUAUGCAACAAGAUUCAAUGUUGGUCGAUAUUGAAGAUAUGAUUCAGCACGAGAAUCAUUCUGAGAUUCUUAAUCUUCCUGAAUUUUUAAUGGUUCAACCUGGUGGUGAAGAUGCGAAAUUUCGGGUUUACAAGCGAUAA